This is a messenger RNA of Onychostoma macrolepis, 2677 nucleotides long. RefSeq lists its product as uncharacterized. Bases 271 to 1974 code for a protein of 567 amino acids. The record is from RefSeq and is a predicted model, not a curated record. The transcript has 7 exons. NCBI's taxonomy places the organism in Eukaryota, Metazoa, Chordata, Actinopteri, Cypriniformes, Cyprinidae.
UUUGCCCUCAAUAAUGUUGUGGAAUACGGUCCCGCUGAUAUUUGUUUCCUGUCGGCCCGUUAUGCGGUAACGCUUCACACUCCACACAGCGGCUGAGGGAUUCAGAGCCCGUGUCUCAAACGGGCAGAACUGAUAUUUCAUCGAAGGUAACCUGAAAUUGGACGGCUGUUUUUCAACGUAACUCUGUGUAGUUACACAAUAGGAGGGCUGUGGGACACUAGCAGUAAGUCUGCCCUUUCUGUGUAAGAAAUCCAACACCAGCGACCCACAAUGGAAGUGGAGGAUGCCUUAUCGGCUAAGUUCAGGGUCCUGAUUCACGGGCUCAUGGUGACGACAACCUCAGAGAUAGUCAAAAUAUUUAGCAAAGUGCUGCUGGAGACCAGAAUGGAGAUCACCCGGAGCUGGAGGGAGAUCGAUUUGUUGAAGCAGCAGAUGGAGGAAUGUGAGCAGCAAAAGACAGAGGCUAUCAUUAGGGCCCAGAGGAACGACUUCAAAAGAGAAGAUGACGAGGUGGAAGUGUCACGUGUGAAUUCUCAGCCUGAUGUACAGAGCUCAGACACGGUCACACCAGAGGCGGUGGGGCCUGAAAAAAGAGCAGAGAAUGUUUCAGAACCAGAGACGACACAGUCAGGCACACCAGGCCGAAAGGUUCAGAAAAUCUGUGCUACUGCUGAAAACAGCCAGAAGACCAAGUGCCAAGAGCCGAAAUGCACACAACAUGUGGUAAAACAGAAAGUUGUUUGUCCCACCAAUGUGCCACGAGUGAGAGGGCGCAAAUCAUCAAGCAAGACCAUGUCACAGACCACAUCUAAAAUCAUUGUGAAUGGACCAUCUACGAGUGUGGACAUAUUAACAAAAACCCCAAAAUCAGAGGUGAUGAAAAAAAGAAAAUUAAUCAAAUCGCCAAAGCACGUUACUGAUGUGAGUGUUGCUCGUGGUCUUCGAGACCGACAGCACCUCAGCAUGCAGAGGCACUGUCUGUGUUGUUCAUCGGACGAGUGUGACCUCCAGUCUAGUCCUUCCAGAGCCCUGCACCAGGUCCCUAGUGUGUAUAUCUGUCGUAAAUGCGAGAGGAGGUUUAAAACAGACCUUCUCUUCAAGAGUCACAAUUGCCCAAUGCCUCAGAAUUGCAACAGGUGUGGGCAGAUGUUCACUACACUUCAGGGGCUCACUGCACACAGUCAGGAAGUUCAGCCUCAGGUCAGCUGCAGUCAGUGUGAGCAAAUGUUUGCCACUCAGUGUGCUUUAACCGUGCACAAACGGAUCCACACCAACCUUAUUGUUCCCAAGGAUAUUAAGGCUAAGAGGUUCGAAGUUCGUCUCCAAAGAAUCUCAGACUCCCAGCUGGAGGCUGCUUUGUCAUCAAAAAGCUCUCUCUUGCAAAAUAACUCUUCAAAACAAGCUCUUUUGAGCGAACCGCAGAAUGUGGCUACAGCAGAUACAAGUCCUGGAUCUGCAAGUAAACACAGUGCAGAAUCCACUGCGGUGAAUGUACCUGAGACCAGCGAGACACAACUAUCACCCCAAAGUGUAGUGGAAAGCCUGGACUCAAGGCCAGGAACGCUGUCGGAGUCCAGUGUUGGACAGUCAAGUGUCAGGAAAGUCUAUGCUGUCAUGUCCAGCGCCUCAUGCCAAAUUCAGAUGAGUGAGGAUGCAAAUGGAUCAGAGGCACCAGCUGUGCAUGAAACUGAAAAAGCAACAGAUAACGGAAAACAUGGCACUUCAAGUGGUGAGUCAGGACUCCAUUCUCCUCCAAGAAAGCGGAAAAUGACAGAUUGUUCUCAUGAUGCGUACAAUGGCGUGUUUCCUGUUGAAAAUAUUCUGAGAUGGAGAAACAAUAAGGGAAGAAAUGAAGUUCGGGUCAAGUGGAUGCCUUGCACAUUGUGUGGAGCAAAGUUUCAGAACACAUGGGAACCAGCAGAAAGCUUUCCAGGCUAUUUGGAUGACAAGAACGAAGAGUCAAAGAAAAACUAAAAGGAUCAAAAAUGAUAUGUUGACUAUGCUUUUAUGAAGUUUUCUGAUUACACUAUAAGAAUGUAUGCUUUGCAAUGCAGUUAAUUUUUAUUAUUAUUUUUUUGCCAUGCCAUUUUUUUUCUGUAAUAUACUUUGCUUGGUUGUUUCUGGUUUCUUACAGCUACCCUAUAGAUAAAUGCAUUCAAGUUAAAAAUAUGGUAUCACUUUUUAAAACAUAGUUUUAAAUACCUGAGAUGGGUCUUUUUCUUAUUGUAGCUUGUCUUACUGUGAUCUUGUCUUUUUGUAAAGUUAGUGUAUUGUUUUAGAUAUUUAGUAUUUGAAUGUCUGCCUUUGUAUUUACCUCACUGCAAUCUUUGGUUAAGGGUUGAGUUACAUGUUUACAUGUUGUUGGUGAAACUUGUGUUGAUGGAUUUAGUGUUUUUUUUUUAUUCAGCAAUGAUUUAUGCUAUUAAUUGGCUAAACUAUUUGUGGGUUAAUGACUUUCACUGCAAAUACCAGUAUAUUACUAAAACACCAUUAAUGUUCAUUGCCUCUUCCUGUUUUAACUUGUAUGUUAUUAUACCAAAGAAUUCAGUUAUGUUCAAGGCAUAUUUUAGGAAAUUUGUGGAAGUGUUAACUAACGGUUGACAAAAAACAAAAGAAAAAAAAAGAAGGUGGUAAAUGUACUGGAAAACCCCACAAACUCAAAUAAACAGUUUCAAAC